AAAGCUUUCAAGUAUACACCGAAAGCUCUCGACUUAUUCACCACACCUGAUCGCCCAAUAUUUGUCGUGCAUAGGCACAAGAGUAUUAAUUUUAGAAUUGAUUUUCUUGAAAUGGUUACAGUAUUUAAGUAUAGCUGUUAUGUAAAUAGUUCAAGCUGAAACAACAUACAUGUAUAAAUAUAGUAAUUAAGCAAGAAAUAAGAAUCUUAAUAUUCUAUUCAAGUAGUUGCUUGAAAGCUUUGCCGACGUACCGACGUAAUGUACAUUACAUUGUCUGGUCUACACCUAAGACUCAGGAGGAAGCGAACACUUCUGGAGAUUAUCUUGAUAUGCAUAAUUUUCAUUGCCAUUCACCAGCUUUACACGCAUCGAAAAAGAGUAGAAGAAACGCAGUUGAAGAAAGACAAUGAAGAGCUUGAAGAAUGCCGUGAUUGGCACGAUUAUGCAGCCAUAACACGUGAUGCCGAGCGGGAGGGAUUAGGUGAGCAAGGUCGACCGGCGGUUUUACCAAGUGGCCAUAACAAAGAGGCGGCCGCUGCAAGCUGGCAUACCUACGGCUUCAACGCUUUGCUCUCAGAGCAAAUUUCAGCCGAGCGCGCGGUGCCUGACUUCCGGCACUUGCGUUGUCGCAGCCUAACCUACCGCAAAGUGCUACCCACAACCAGCAUAAUUAUAGUGCAUCACGACGAACACCCAACGGUGGUGCAGCGCACGCUGCACAGCCUCUGGAACCGCACGCCACACGAGCUAUUGCACGAGAUUAUUUUAGUGGACGAUUGCAGCACAGCGCCGCGCUUUGAGACGCCGUUCGAGCGGCAACUGUUAGCGAAAUUCGGCACGAAGCUGAAAAUACUGAAACUUACGACACAUGAGGGCUUGAUAAGAGCGCGUGUUGCCGGCGCGCGUAUGGCGACCGGUGAGGCGUUCGUAUUUCUGGACGCACAUGUGGAGGCCGCACACAAUUGGUUGCCGCCAUUACUACAACCGAUUGUGGACGAUCCACAAACGAGCACCACGCCGAUGAUAGACAUUAUCGAUUACGGCACAUUCGAGUAUAUAGAGGGGGCGCCUGCUCGUGGUGGCUUCAAUUGGAAUUUCGUUUAUGUGGAAUUGCCACUGUUGGCUGAGGAGCAGGCGAGUCUGCCAACACCUCACAAUAAUCCCGUGAUGAAUGGUGGGCUCUUCGCCAUAGGUGCGAGGUUCUUCUGGCAUUUAGGCGCUUACGACGAAGGCUUGGAAGUAUGGGGUGCAGAGCAAUUUGAGCUUAGCUUUAAGAUAUGGAUGUGUGGUGGUCGUUUAUUGGAAGUGCCUUGUUCGAGAUUUGGUCAUCUCUAUCGAGACGAAAAAUUUGAAGUGAAAUACACAAAUGGUACUCAAAAUUAUCAGGAGAAGAAUUUCAAGCGCGUUGCAUCAGUUUGGUUAGAUGAAUACCAAGAUGUACUAUAUAAGCAUAACCCAGAGCUUCGCAAACUCGACGUGGGUGAUAUGAGCGCCAGACGCGCUUUGCGCGAACAGCUUCACUGCAAGUCUUUUAAAUGGUUUCUCGACACCAUAGCGCCAGAUUUGAUGCAGAUGUAUCCACCAGUCGUACCGCCCGAUUUUGCGUUUGGUGCCAUACAGAGCUUUGCUGCGCCCCAUCUUUGUUUGGAUACAUUGCAGCUUCCUGCAAAACAACCGAUGGGUGAUUUACGUUCUUGCUCCUCGAAUCUCAAACAGCCAGUUGCCUCACAAAACUGGCAACUUACCUUCCAUCGCGAUCUACAAACGGCAAACAACAACUGCCUAGAACUACAAUCAAGGGAGCCGAACGCUUCCGUUUGGCUGUGGCCAUGUCAUUACGAGGGCGGCAAUCAGUUUUGGUUUUACGAUCAGCAAACACAGUUAUUGAUGCAAGGCGAACCCUGGAGUGAGCGCAGGUGCUUGGAAGCGAAUGUCACUACACGGCGGGCUUACAUGAAUAUCUGUGAUUCCGGUAAUGUGAAUAUGAAAUGGAACUUUGGUUUUGUGAAUCACACAUUGAUGGCUAACUUCUUUAAGGAUUUAAAAGCAGACGAUGCGAUGCGAUGACAUAACAGAGUCAUCGAGGCGAGGUUCGCUCUUCUAAGCCCAUACAUACAUAUAUAUUAAGCAAAAAUAGGUAGUUAUAUAAUCUACAUAUGUAAUCCUAUCUAAAUCGAAGAUAUAUAUAUAUUGUGAUUUUUUGCAAAUAUCUUGUAACCCCACUUUUACUUUUAUAAUAAUUUAUACUAAUGUGAUCAAUUCAAUAUUUGUUUAUAAUGUUUUCAAGAGGAGGAAAUUAUAAUUGAAGAAUAGUUCCUAUAAUGCAAUUUGCCCUUUAAGUAUAUAUAUAUAUAUAUAUGUAUAUAUAUAUAUUGAAUUGAUCACAUUAGUAUAAAUUAUUAUAAAAGUAAAAGUGGGGUUACAAGAUAUUUGCAAAAAAUCACAUUAUUUAGAAAUAACGGUUGUAUGUUAUUCCGACGACACUGAGCUGAAAGACUGCAGUUAAGUGAAAGUAACACCUCCCUAAUUUGGAUCCAUUUUAAAUUGUCAUUAUUACCAAUUUGUUAUAUUUUUCGUAAAUAUGUUAAUUUGAAAUACAGUUGAACUUCCAUAACUCGAAUCACCAGAAUCCCAAAACGAACUUCGAGUUGUAGAUGUAAAAACAUAAAUAUUUCCAAAAAGUUUUAAAAUAUACAUACAUAUGUACAUUCUAGAUU
Molecule: messenger RNA, 2717 nt
Organism: Zeugodacus cucurbitae (melon fly)
Lineage: Eukaryota; Metazoa; Arthropoda; Insecta; Diptera; Tephritidae
Product: polypeptide N-acetylgalactosaminyltransferase 8
Exons: 3
Coding region: 259-2067 (602 amino acids)
Cellular component (GO): Golgi apparatus
Source: RefSeq, a predicted model, not a curated record